GGAAGACUUUCUUUUAGUGUCAAGAAACCACCGCUGCCAUGUCUGAAGGAGGACAGAAAAAAGCUAAAAUCCCUGCAUCUCGGAGGCUGUUCUUAAAGACAAAAAUGCUUGAGAAAGCCAUAACAAUGAUAGAUAAAGAAAAAAAAGACAGGGAAACAGAACGGGAAAGGAUUCUUGCUGAACGUGUUCCUCCUCUUACGUUGUCGGGGUUGUCUGUUCAGGAACUACAGGACCUGUGUAAACAGCUGCACCAGAAGAUUGAUGGUAUAGAUGAAGAGCGUUAUGAUAUUGAAGUUAAAGUGGCCAAAAAUGACAAGGAGAUUGAAGGCCUCUCUCAGAAAAUACUAGACCUGAAGGGUAAAUUCAAACGCCCCAACCUGCGCAGAGUGCGGAUAUCAGCUGAUGCUAUGCUAGGGGCUCUCCUUGGGUCCAAACACAAGGGUUCAAUGGAUCUCAGAGCCAACCUAAAAUCAGUGAAAAAGGAAGAAGAAACUAAGGAUAAGGAAGUGACCGACUGGCGUAAGAAUGUGGAAGCUAUGUCUGGAAUGGAGGGAAGAAAAAAGCUGUUUGAUGCUGUUUGAUGCUCAGUAAAUGAUACAAGGUGCAACUGUUUAUUUUGGAGUGUUGACACAGAAGAAAAGUCUUCUUUGCUGAAAAAACAAAUACCCCUGUGAGAAUAUGAAUGCAGCAAUGUACUGUAUAUCAAAGAAAUUAUUGUGGAUCUGUUCCCUGGCUAUUCUGUUUGCUCCUGUCUGCUCCAGAUUGCAAAAUUUAAGAUUGUAAUUUAAGAAAUCUCAAUUUAAAACAAAGGGAAGGGUCUCUAGUUAUUCUCCAGAUGACCAUAUAUACUUGUUAAAAGGCCUUAGGAGUUGUAACCAGCUUCAAAUUGGUUUCAAAUUGUAUCUUGAGAUUUGUAAAAGCUAGGCUAUUUCUUAAUGUGGGACCUUGUGCACAUGAAGAAGAACAUAAAGGAGAUGUAAAGAUUCCUAGCCUUAAAUUGUAAAUCUUUAUUAUAUUACACAAAACCUUUAUUAUAUUGUUACAAAUCAGAACAUAAUAACAUUUUAAUCAAUAUAUUCAUAUAUUUAAUGAUUUUGAUCAUAGUUUUAAUGAUUUAACAGUGACUUACAGUGGUUUAACUUGAGUUAAUUAUUAGAACUCUUCCUUUUAUAAUCUGUCUUGGCAUAAACAGCAGAGCAAAUAAGGCAAAAUAAUAACUAUUGUCCCAAACCUUCAGAAUAAGGCAACUUUGCUGAGAACUACAGUACAUGGAUUGCUAACAUUUCUGAAACUUAGCUACCCAACCCAUCCCUCCUUCCACUCCAAUAAAAAUAAUAUUGAUAUUAAUGCACUAUUAAUUAAUAUAAAUUUUAUGUAUGCACUUUUUCCUAAAGUACAAGAGAUAUUUAAUUCUAAUUAAGUUACAAUGAUCUACAAAACUAAUGCAGUCUUUGUACUUCUUGUAGACGUUCUGCAUCUAGCUUUAAAGACUAGGCAGGAAACUGAAUUAUGUUAAUUGUCUCAGAUUUCGCUUAAUAAAAACGGUGAUCCAAAUCCA
This is a messenger RNA of Lepisosteus oculatus (spotted gar), 1558 nucleotides long. Its product is annotated as troponin I, fast skeletal muscle-like. The record is from RefSeq and is a predicted model, not a curated record. Gene Ontology annotation, biological process: cardiac muscle contraction; skeletal muscle contraction. NCBI's taxonomy places the organism in Eukaryota, Metazoa, Chordata, Actinopteri, Semionotiformes, Lepisosteidae. Gene Ontology annotation, cellular component: troponin complex.